This is a messenger RNA of Trichoderma citrinoviride, 721 nucleotides long. RefSeq lists its product as hypothetical. The coding region runs from base 10 to 669 and encodes 219 amino acids. Lineage: Eukaryota; Fungi; Ascomycota; Sordariomycetes; Hypocreales; Hypocreaceae. The transcript is spliced from 4 exons. The record is from RefSeq and is a predicted model, not a curated record.
ACAGGCUAGAUGGCCCCCAAAUCGACGUCAGAAGGCGCAGAUUCAGCCGAGGUUACGAAGAAGAAGCACGGCUUCAGGGUCGGGCCUGAGAACUUGCCAGACGGGCCAUGGCGUCGCAAAGUUGAUAAGAAGAAGCGUGAAUUGAUUCACAACGCAAAGAUCAAGAAGCAGUACGCAAAGAUCAAGGCCUCGGAACUAAAGACAGCAGAGCCCAAAGCUCGGCCCAAUCACGAUGAAAAUGAGGAUGCCGAGCACGAUGGCGAGGGUGAAGCAAAGUCAGCGCAAGGAGAUGACGCCAAGGACGAAGUCGGAGAGGCAGCCGAACAGAUCCAUCCCACCAGACAGCUCAUGUUAAAGGACGAGAGCAUGGCGCAAGCCGGAGCUGUGCCCGACAAGACGACUGGCCCUAGCGACGGCGAGCGACGCAGGACGCGGCGCCCUGGCUACUACGAGAAGCAGCUCAAGAAGGCGGCGGAGCGCCGAGAGGAGGCUGAGAAGAGGAGAAAGGAGUGGGAGCGGCGGAUGGAGGAGCGCGCGCAGAAGCAGGCUGAGCGGGAGAGGUUCAAGAAAGCCAUGGCCAAGACGAGGGACAAGGACGGGAAGAAGAAGCUGGGCAGGGAGAGCUCGCUGCUGUUGGAAAAGGUGAAGAAGCUUGUCGGUCAGAAGUGAGGGGAUUUUCUUGCAUUGUUUGGUGUUUUGUUAGGAUACCAUGGCAUUGAUA